AUGGAUCCUCUGAUAGAAGUAAGUGGCGAAAAAUUUGGCACGGAACUGACUGGCUACAAAAUCGCUCGGCUGGACGCGUUUGCCAGCCAGUUGCUGCAUCUUCGCGUGAACGGACUGCAGUCGAUGUUAACCGCCGCUUGCCUGCCGUCGGACGGCGAACGCUAUUUUGAGGGCCACGUUUCUUGUCCUCCACAGAUCGAUCCGUGCAGCGUCAACGCUAGCGUCCGAUUCGUUUAUUAUGGCAGUGAGCAAAACACGACUGAGCGAAGGUAUCGACGAUGCCAUGUUCUGCGACUGAACAUUGUAAUUGUUCCGGCCGUCCUGUUGCUGAACUGGCACGUUUUGCCUGGUGAAAGCACUCUCACUCGCUACAUCGCAAUGGAUGUGCUGAACACAACCGGUUCGGAAGUGAAACUUGAAUUUUUGGAAACCAAGAAUGUUCUCAUUCAACCGAGAGACGUCUGCCGGGUGCCGGUAAAGGUGAACUGUUACGAGCUGAAAGCGGCGGGUAACAAGCACGCGGUGCUGAGAGGCAGCGAUGGUUCUGAGGUACAAAAGAAAGUUGCUGAUCAUUUGCGGGCGCAGCUGAAUAUCCGUUGGCUGAUGAGUGACCCUCCGAACAGCGGAAGUUUGAACGUUUCCAGCAUUCUUAACUCGUCACAAGUGGCGACCAAAUUCUCGCUUCCUCCGGUUAGCGUAGGCUACCUCACUCGAACUGAAGGCAAACUUUCCCUGGAAUUUUAUCUGGACUUCCAAAACGGUGAAAAAUUUGACAUUUCAAACGAAGUGGUCUUCGUCGGUCCAUUGAGCUACUUAUUCUCUUUGGCCCCAGCGAAAGCCUUCAGCGACUAUUUUGAAUUCUUGUUCUGUUCUGAAGGUGUUUUCCAUGUUAAUUUUGUGCCUGAACCUCUCAGUGGUGCCGACGAACUGUUUUGUCAGUUGCGAUGCCUGCUACUGCCUUUGACAUUUACCGUAGUUUCGAAGUGCAUUACUUUGUAUUAA
Molecule: messenger RNA, 1002 nt
Organism: Soboliphyme baturini
Lineage: Eukaryota; Metazoa; Nematoda; Enoplea; Dioctophymatida; Soboliphymatidae
Source: the annotation of a GenBank genome assembly